This is a messenger RNA of Uranotaenia lowii, 2129 nucleotides long. Its product is annotated as klarsicht protein-like. The annotation marks the transcript as partial. The transcript is spliced from 6 exons. The record is from RefSeq and is a predicted model, not a curated record. NCBI's taxonomy places the organism in Eukaryota, Metazoa, Arthropoda, Insecta, Diptera, Culicidae.
AUUUUCGCAUACGAAAAUGUUCAUUUUGUAGAGUGAAGCCGUUCAUCCAUCGCAUUCCGGGUGAUCUGGUCCAGAUGAUCGACCGUAAGUGAAACCGGCACCAAGAAUUGAGGUUUACCUCAAAGUAACCAAGUAUAAUGGCGUCCCAUGAUUCCGCAUUCGGUAUCUCUCGCCAAUACCAGAAAGAUCCAAACCACCAACUGUUCCGGGACGAAUGCCCUAGACUCCACCACUUCUCGAGCCGCUGAGAAGUUGGACCCAGGAGACUGAAACACCGAAGCACUUAUUAAACCCAAACACACCAAAACGAAACAAAGGAAACAACAUCUCUAGGCAUUCGACUCGUUCUGAAAUUACAAGGACCACUGCAAUUUUAUUUUAUUUUAUUCUGGAUUUUAAACAAUCCCGCAACGGAGAAGACUGAUUGAACACGCUAAAGUUUUUAACAACCUGAGAGUUAAAAACAAAACUACGAAACACAAACAAUGAAACCACUACCAAGUCAAGAGGAUAGUUCCUCAGCAACCACCCCGAUUCGUCCGGUUCUUACAGUAUCGGCCCCUGGUUCCGGAGGUUCAUCCGGUCCUAGCACGGCACCAGCCGCUUCAACAGUAAUGAGUCCAUCAUCGGCGAUGGCGUCGAUAGCGACACAAACGUCCCGAAAACACACAUCUUCCGCCUCCGGAAUCCCCGGUUCUUCUUCUGUGGCAAGUGGAAACGGGACUGGGGGGACGGCCACCACAACCAGCAGCUCGUCCGGCACGGCCAGUCCCGGUUGUUUCAUCAAACCGUCGCUGUCGCUGAACUCUCUGCCCCCGCAGGUUCCCGCCGAAGGUUCCGAAAUGGCCCAGAAUCGACUGCGUAUCGAUCGGCCUUACAAUAGUUUGAAGAAAAAACGCGAUUCGGAACGCGAUCUGUGGCGUCGAUCCUGGGGCAGUGGCCAUAGCCAUAGUUCCUGCAGCCUGCAGAGUAGCACGCUGACCGGCAUUGGCAAGGACGACUUCUGGGCGGCCCUUCAGACAAAUUACAAUUUUAUCAUGGACACAAAUCUGCUGGACAGCUGCCGCGAGGCGCGGGGCGAAAUUGAGGGACCGGUGAUUCGCGGCGACGAGGAAGACGACAUGGAUUGCUACCGAAGGGCCAUGUUUAAACCGUCACCGAUGCAAACGUUUUACGGCGAUCCGCGGUUGCUGCGCCAAUGGCUCCGGGAAAUGGAGACACGCAUCUCGCGAAUCCCAUCCAUCACCGAGACGAAGAAGCUGAGCAUCGAGCAGUUGCUGAAGCUAUCUGGAGAACAUUCGGAAAUUUACCGGGAAAUCGAAUCGAAUUCCCGUGCCGUUGCUGCCUGCGUUCGAGCGUACGAGAAAAAGUCGGCCAAAGCUGCAAAGUACAGCGGCAGUGUAUCCGGAGUGAACAGUGUAGCCUCGUCCUCCUCGGCCAACACAACCCCGACGGCCACCGGAAGUGCCCCGAACUCGGGACCACCAUCCGGAUCCGGUUCCCUGACUCCCGAGGUACCACAGGACCUGCAAAAUCCACCCGGUGGAUGCAGUGAGUUCUAUCAGCCGCCAGCAGCCAUCAGAGGAACAGGCUAUCGUCAACAACAACAGCCUCGCAGUGGAAGUUCCGUUCUACCCGGAGGUUGUGCCCUGAAACCGAAGGAAAAUAGUGUCAUCAAAAGCCUCGAGAGGCGGUACUAUCUGCUGUAUCUGAAGGCGUACGAAAUCCGUUGUCUGCUCGAGGGAUUGCUGGACAGCAAAACUUCGAGCUCGGACAACAACGCCAGCCUCUCGGACACGGACGAGGAACCGGUCAACAAACUUGCCCGCCUGAGCUGCUCCAAAUCUCUGCCUGGGUCUUCACCCUCAUUUCAGCAUGGCUGUUUGAGUGGCGAAGAAUGGGCUAAGUCGAAAAAGUGCUCAAACGCUGGAUUCGAUGCCGAUUCCGAGGGCAGCGAUUGUGAAGUUAUCAAACCGAACAUCAUCAACUACCAGAUUCAGCUUCAUCCCCAUCACCUGCAGCACGAUCAGCAGGAGCACCACCAGCACCAGUUCCAGGGGCCGGGUAGCAGCAGCAGCAUCAGCAUCGGGAGCACCAGGGCGAGUACAACAGCGGCAGCAGCAGCGAGA